Messenger RNA from Penicillium atrosanguineum, 1434 nucleotides. RefSeq names its product Alpha-xylosidase. Gene Ontology annotation, molecular function: oxidoreductase activity; heme binding. Lineage: Eukaryota; Fungi; Ascomycota; Eurotiomycetes; Eurotiales; Aspergillaceae. The coding region runs from base 1 to 1434 and encodes 477 amino acids. The record is from RefSeq and is a predicted model, not a curated record. Gene Ontology annotation, cellular component: endoplasmic reticulum. The transcript has 2 exons.
AUGUACACUCUCGAAGAAGUGCAAAAGCAUAAUAAGCCAGAUGACAUCUGGAUUGUACUACACAACAAAGUUUACGAUGUCACAAAGUACCUUGAGGACCAUCCUGGUGGCAGUGCCAUCCUGAUCGAAGUGGCCGGGACAGAUGCCACCGAGGCGUUUGAGGAGACCGGCCACUCUGACGAGGCCCGAGAGGAACUUGUCAAAUUCCACAUUGGUGAUCUCCCCAGUGAGGAGUAUGCUGAGACAGUCGAAGUCUACCGUCCUACAUUCGAGGCAGUCGCCCAGACCGCUGUCAUUGACACCCUGAACGGACAAUCGAGCCGUCUUCGUACCUGGACUGUCGCCUUGAUAAAACUUGGGCUUACCGGUGCUCUGGGAGUGGGAUUGUUCGCCAGUUACAGAGAUGGAGGCGGUUCAAUUCUCCCGUCCCUGAAAAAACUGUCGACACAAGCCUCAGCCCUCUUGCGCAACAAGCCAAGCUCCUCCGGCCAGUUUUGGACUGGCGUUGGCAUUGCCAGUGCUGCACAGCUGUCUUUGACGAUCGGUCUGGCGAUGUGGAUCUCGACCCGUCUUGACGUGCAACAGGAGUUCACCCAUUACUCGGCCCACCGAACCACGCGUCCGGACAAGAUUAUCUUCCACAGAAAGCUCUUGCCAUCCACACCCAGCAAGACCAUCAAGAAGGUCUCACCGCUUGAUCCACGUCAGUGGAAGAGCUUUCCCCUGGCUAGCAAGGAGCUCACCUCGCUGAACGUCUACCGUCUCGUCUUCAACCUCCCGAAUGCCGACGACGUCUUAGGUCUACCUACGGGACAGCAUAUUGCACUGCGUGCAGACGUCAACGGCAAAAGCGUCUCUCGAUCUUACACACCCAUCUCAAAUAACACGGACCUCGGCCGGAUCGAACUGCUGGUCAAGGUGUAUCCGCAAGGCCAGAUGACCAAACAUCUCGAGCAGAUGAAGGUUGGCGAUACGAUCGAUAUUCGAGGACCCAAAGGUGCAAUGCAAUACAGGUCUUACGCAAAACAUAUAGGAAUGAUUGCGGGUGGCACGGGUAUCACGCCAAUGUACCAAUUGAUCCGGGCUAUCUGUGACGAUGAAGCUGAUUUGACGCGAAUCGACUUGCUUUAUGCUAAUAAUACCGAGGAAGAUAUCUUGCUGCGGGCUGAGCUUGACAAUUUUGCGGCGCGCUUCCCGGAUAAAUUCCGGGUGCAGUACGUACUUUCUAACCCCGGAAAGAACUGGGCUGGGCAUAGGGGCUUUGUGACGCAGGAUUUGAUCAAGCGUUAUUUACCUGCAGCAGAUGAGAGUAACAGAGCUCUUCUAUGUGGGCCGCCUCCUAUGGUCAAUGCUAUGAAGAAGGCUCUCGUAGAGUUGAAGUGGAAAGAGCCCGGGGUAUUGUCGAAGGCAACGGAUCAGGUGUUUUUGUUUUAA